This is a messenger RNA of Acanthopagrus latus (yellowfin seabream), 1833 nucleotides long. RefSeq names its product dynein axonemal assembly factor 4 (gene dnaaf4). The coding region runs from base 195 to 1439 and encodes 414 amino acids. Gene Ontology annotation, biological process: outer dynein arm assembly; cilium movement; heart development. Lineage: Eukaryota; Metazoa; Chordata; Actinopteri; Spariformes; Sparidae. The record is from RefSeq and is a predicted model, not a curated record. The transcript has 9 exons. Gene Ontology annotation, molecular function: nuclear estrogen receptor binding.
UCACCAUAGCAACGAGACGCUAUGCGGAAACUUGUCGUUGCCAGUUCUUCUCCUUUUGACGCAGAUAUUCGCUUUUAACUGACUUCAUCGAUACAUCCAUCAGUAAAGUGCAGGUGGGAAGCCUGAACUUUGAAGAAGCUGCUGGCACAGUUGCAAACAGGAGGCUGACGCUGAGGGAGGUUAGCGUGUCAAAAAUGCCAUUGCUAGUGACAGACUACUCAUGGACACAGACAGACUCGGCGGUUUACAUAAGCGUGCCUUUAAAAGGAUGCAAAGCUGAGAAAGUAGACAUUCUGUCUACAGACGAAUACCUUAAGGUGCAUUUCUCACCGCACCUAUUUGAAGCCUUUCUGUUCGAACCUGUUGAUGACGUCAGAAGCACAGCAAAGGUUGGAAAUGGAGUAGCAGUAAUCAGUUUGUCAAAGAGGACCAACAAAAUAUGGGAGCAUCUGAUGAUAACUACAAAUGAUAAAAUAAAACAGAAGAAGAUCAGAGAAAAGGCUGUGUCGAAAUACCAGGAAAAACUUUCUCUGGCGUCUAUAUUCAAGGCAGAGAAACAGCAUGCAGAGAAAAAAUAUGCACUGGAGACAAUGAUGAAGCUCGAAAAGGAGGAGAGAGACAGUAUCCAGAAAAUGAAGGAGACUGAGCGAGAGAAAACCACAUCAGACCUAGCAACAUGGCAACUGAGACAGAAGUCAGAAGCCCAAAUGAAACAUCAGAGUCAGAUAGAUAGUCAAAACAAAGUGAAAGUCAUGACAGAGAAACAUGACAAUGGAUGUUCAGGUUGUGGAAAGGUCAUACUGGAUCAAACAGCCAACAGUGAAGCAAAGAGCAAGAAAGAUCAAGCAGACCUGCCUGCUCCAAGACUUGCUGCGAACAUUAAAGUCACAUUUACCCCACGAGUUUUUUCAACAGCCCUCAGGGAAUCAAGAGUGCCAGAGGAAGAAGAGUGGCUCAAAAAACAAGCUGAAGCCAGAUGUGCAGUUAAUGCAGAUGUUAAGGAGCUGAAGGACCUUAAGGGAAGUGAGAAGAAUCCUGAUUGGUUAAAGGACAAAGGAGACAAAUGCUUCGUGACUGGGGACUACCUGGGUGCAGUGAAUGCCUACAAUCUGGCCAUCAGGCUCAACAGAAAGAUCCCAGCUCUGUAUUCAAACAGGGCUGCAUGUCAUCUCAAGUUAAGGAAUCUUCACAAGGCCAUUGAAGAUUCAUCCCAGGCUCUUGAUCUGUUGACUCCACCAGUUUCUGCCAAUGCAGCUGCCAGAGUCAGGGCCCAUGUUCGCCGUGGAUCUGCUUUUUGCCAGCUCCAGCUCUAUGCAGAAGGGUUACAGGACUACCAAGCUGCUCUAAAGAUUGACCUUCACAAUGAAGUGCUGCAGGCAGACACACAAAGAAUCAGAGACACUAUUCAAGGCACUGCAGCUCAACCUGAGACACAGUGACACACAGAAAAUGCCCUGUGCUGCUUGUUUGUGUUAUUUGUCCCUUACCUGAUAGAAUUAUACAUGGUAACAAAGAACUCAAGGCUGCUCUGUAUCUCUGGUCACAGACUUACUGCAUUAUUGGGAGCUGGAAUAGGUCUGUUUGUGUGUAAAACAAUGUUCUACUCUAUGAUGUUGAUUACAUGGGAGAUACUCUGUCAGUAUGCACAGAGCGCCCUUGUGUGGUUAAAUGUUACACCUAAAGGGAAAUAUAAAUGAUGGAAGCUGAUGUUAAUUCAAUGAAAAAAAUAUUAUAAAUAUGAGUUUUACAUAUCAGCUUUUUAGUACCAGCAUGUUGGUUUGAGUGUGAAUAUAAUAAAAGCCUUCAGUGCUCUCAAAUGUGUAGUGAAAAUUC